Molecule: messenger RNA, 318 nt
Organism: Echinococcus granulosus
Lineage: Eukaryota; Metazoa; Platyhelminthes; Cestoda; Cyclophyllidea; Taeniidae
Exons: 4
Coding region: 1-318 (105 amino acids)
Source: RefSeq, a predicted model, not a curated record
AUGCGUAAUGAACGUCUUGUCGUCUACAAACUUCUUCGUUCGAAACGCAUAACUUCGUACAUGGUCGCACAUAAGGGUCGGGGUGAAGGAGAUAAACGAGGUACAUCAUCAAUUAUUGACCGACAGGCAUUCUACCUCUACGCCAGCCACCAAUUAUCCAUCCUCCUCUGUCUCUGCAUCGUCAUCUGCCUCCGCCUCCUUCGCUCACCCAAUCCACAUCCACAGCUGCAACUAGUCUCAUCUUCAGCAGUCAGUCGGGAGUAUGGUCUGACCCACCAGUACUGUCGUGCUGGUUUCGGUGACGAAGACACGGCGUGA